This is a messenger RNA of Myodes glareolus (Bank vole), 1153 nucleotides long. RefSeq names its product claudin 10 (gene Cldn10). The record is from RefSeq and is a predicted model, not a curated record. Gene Ontology annotation, cellular component: bicellular tight junction; membrane. Gene Ontology annotation, molecular function: structural molecule activity. NCBI's taxonomy places the organism in Eukaryota, Metazoa, Chordata, Mammalia, Rodentia, Cricetidae.
AAUUCGUCUACAAAAUUGUGGUAUCUCAGUAGAGAAUUAGGAAGGUUAUUCUUGACUGUCUCUAAGGUGCCGCCAGCGAGUCAGUGAGGCAUCCUUUAUCCUAAGUUCCUGCCCUUCCAGCUGCGGGAGCAUGAAGUAUUGCCAGCUACCCGCCUGGGCUGGCUGUAACUUUUGUGGACGUUCCGUCUGGCGACUGCAUGCCUAGGCCACCCAAGCCUUCUGUGUGGAUUGUGACGGCAGGCAAGGCUGAGCGACAUGUCCAGGGCACAGAUCUCGGCUCUGGUGUGUGGUGUCGGAGGGUUUGGUGCUCUCGUGGCUGCCACUACAUCCAAUGAGUGGAAGGUGACCACCCGUGCGUCCUCUGUCAUAACCGCCACUUGGGUUUACCAGGGUCUGUGGAUGAACUGCGCCGGGAACGCCUUGGGCUCCUUCCACUGCCGGCCGCACUUUACUAUCUUCAGAGUAGAAGGCUACAUCCAGGCCUGCAGAGGACUGAUGAUUGCCGCGGUCAGCCUGGGCUUUUUCGGCUCCAUCUUCGCUCUCUUUGGAAUGAAGUGUACCAAGGUUGGAGGCUCAGAUAAGGCCAAAGCGAAACUCGCUUGCUUGGCUGGGAUUGUGUUCAUAUUAUCAGGUCUGUGCUCCAUGACAGGCUGCUCCCUGUAUGCCAACAAAAUCACAACAGAAUUCUUUGAUCCUCUCUUUGUGGAGCAAAAGUACGAGCUGGGAGCUGCUCUCUUCAUCGGGUGGGCAGGAGCCUCGCUUUGUAUCAUUGGCGGUGUCAUAUUUUGCUUUUCAAUAUCUGACAACAACAAGACACCCAGGAUGGGCUACACGUACAAUGGACCCACGUCUGUCACGUCUUCUCGGACCAAGUAUCAUGGUGGAGAAGGGGAUUUUAAAACCACAGGUCCUUCCAAACAGUUUGAUAAAAACGCUUAUGUCUAAAGGAGCUCCUGACAAGCUGCGUCUUGAAACUGAACUGUUCACGCAAUGAUCCUUCCACGGCCCUCCCGUAACUGCCGCUUCUGCUGUUUUUUAAAAUGUGAAUUUGAAGGCUGUUGAUUGGAUGGAUGUAAAUGUUCUUAUAGCAAUAUAUGCUAAUCAUUUUCUGUUGUGCCUUUCUAUGAGGAAAAUAAACAGGUUAUUUACAGGA